ACCGCAAGUACGUCAAGUGGGCAGAUGAUCUGGGAGACGUAUCAAUGUUCCCUUCGAUGAAGGAAAACGUAGACGCAAGGAAAGUAAAGCCGAGUAAAGGGAAGGAACCGGUUAGGAGCCAGAGCAUCAAGAUAACUUUCAAAGGAGAUAUGGCAACUACACCCAUAAGGGUGGCAGCUACCAAGUCGGUGAGAGGCUCUACAUCGAAGAAGACUGACACGGAUUAUGUGGUGGCAGAAAAGGAUGGACAGCGGAUCAAUGUGGAGGAGGUUAUUCUUUCACCGCGAAAGCGGGGAGUGAAGAAGUUCUUGAUGAAGAGUUCGUUGAAUGAUAUUGACACGGUCGAGUCCCUGAGACAGGCCCUUCGGCAACCCAUGCAGUGCUCUAUUCUGGAAUAUCUGGCAGCAUCCAAGUCGGCUCGUGAUGAGUUACAGAUGAUCACGCAAAAGACUCGCAUACCUCUAUUGGAGGAGGUUCAUGUGGCCCCUAAGGCGGAUGCUCCUACUGUAGCAGUAUCAGAGGUGUCAGGUAGAGCAGAUCGCAUGGCGACAGUUCUUCUUGGUGGGAUAGAAGGCGUGCCUCCAGACAAGUUUUACAUACUUGGAAGUGGGACCAUGGAGGCGAUCCUAAACGACGGAGCGGUUCUAGAUGCUGUGAUCGAUAACGGCAGUGAGGCUGUCAUUAUAGACGAGGAUCUGGCAGAGCAAGUUGGACUAGGACUCGAUAGUUCAUACUUGUUCGAGAUAGAGACGGCUGAUGGGAGAAAGCAACAGAUCACAGGAGUCUGUCACAAAGCAGCCGUAGAGGUUCAAGGGGUACGCGUGACCCUGCCAGUCUUUGAAGUCAAGAACUGCAGCUCUGACUUGCUCUUGGGACGGACGUGGUUGAGCUAUGUGCAUGGGGUGACGAUAGAGCGACCGGGCGGGAGCCAGACAUUGUCUAUUAAGAAGCUAGAUGGGACGCGGGUUAUGAUUGAGACAGUGGAGCCUCGAGACCCGAGGAACAGAGCAGCUCUCGCAGAAAGGUGUGAGACCUAGUGAUCGGAUUAAGUCAUUACCUGUCUCCAGCCGCACGGUGCGGUUUCGCGAGAAGAAGUAUGGACCUC
Molecule: messenger RNA, 1105 nt
Organism: Chara braunii
Lineage: Eukaryota; Viridiplantae; Streptophyta; Charophyceae; Charales; Characeae
Source: the annotation of a GenBank genome assembly